Penicillium digitatum Pd1 is the source of this 486-nucleotide messenger RNA. Its product is annotated as SRPBCC family protein. NCBI's taxonomy places the organism in Eukaryota, Fungi, Ascomycota, Eurotiomycetes, Eurotiales, Aspergillaceae. The record is from RefSeq and is a predicted model, not a curated record.
AUGUCCUCGGCCAACAACAUCGCCUUCACCGCCCCGAUCAACCCACCAGGUGCAACACCCGUCAUCACCCCCGAACAAGUCUGGAACGGUCUCCUCUUCAAGAUCCGCUCCGCGGAGACAUUUGUUCCCGGAGCAAUCCAAUCCACCAAGGUCAUUAGUGAUUCCAUUGACCCAUUGACGGGGAACGCUGUGACCGUUCGUGAUGUCCUAUUCCGCGAAACCCAGGAAACCGUCCAAGAGACCGUUACAGCCUUCAAGCCCACCCGUGUAGAGUUUGAGCAGCCGGAUGGAAGCAAGAUCAGCAAUGUUAUCAGCCAAGGAGCUGGUGGAGAGCUCUACAUGACGUACAUCUUCGAAUGGAGACACUCCGGUGUCUCGGAAGUGGAGCUGGCGGCGCUACUCGAGAAGGAGAAGAAGAUGAGCCAGAUGGCGGUUGAGGGGACAAUCAAGGUUCUGAGGCAGUUGGUUGAGAAGGAUAAUCUUUGA